This is a messenger RNA of Botrytis porri, 1316 nucleotides long. RefSeq lists its product as uncharacterized. Gene Ontology annotation, biological process: endoplasmic reticulum to Golgi vesicle-mediated transport. Gene Ontology annotation, cellular component: nucleus; cytoplasm; TRAPP complex. NCBI's taxonomy places the organism in Eukaryota, Fungi, Ascomycota, Leotiomycetes, Helotiales, Sclerotiniaceae. Bases 157 to 648 code for a protein of 163 amino acids. The record is from RefSeq and is a predicted model, not a curated record. The transcript is spliced from 3 exons.
CCUCACCCCAUCAAUCAAUCCUCUUCAAAAUUCAAGAAUCGGUCGGCCCCUCCGCUCCGCGCCAAGCCUUAAAUUCCGCGAACCAAUCAGCAUUCACAUCAAGACCUCAACUCUCUAACGUCCAUCAUUGCUUCACCUGCAAAUGCGCAUACCAAAAUGUCGUAUUAUUUCGCAAUCGUCGGAACGCAGGAUAAUCCUCUCUUCGAAUAUGAAUUUGGAACUGCAAAACAGGGCGGUGAUGGAAUUGCCAGGUUUCCGGAACAGGCGAGACAUAUGAAUCAAUUUAUUGUUCAUAGUAGUUUGGAUAUUGUCGAGGAGGUGCAAUGGGGUGGUGGACAGAUGUAUCUGAAAUGCAUCGAUCGAUUUUACAAUAAUUACGUAUCGUGCUUCAUGACGGGCGGAAAUGUUAAAUUCAUGCUUUUACAUUCUCCCUCUCAACCUGCAAACCCAACGACUUCGAGAACCUCUACAUCGAUCGGGGCGAAUCCUACUUCGCCUCAGACAGAAGAGGCCAUUAAGCAAUUCUUUACAGAAGUUUAUGAGAAUUGGGUGAAAACGAUUAUGAGUCCAUUCUAUCAUGUCAAUCAACCCGUUACGAGUCCGGUAUUUAGGGGACGAGUUGCGGCGGCGGGGAAGAAAUAUUUGUGAGGAGUGUUCAGAGGGAAGUAUGGAGGAAUCAUUAUAAUUAUUACAUCGAGUGUAUGCUCUUCCGUGAGUGUAUUUUGGUGCGACGAAGAGCAGAAGCGCGAGGAACAAGUUCGGGAUUUUUGGUCUGGAUGAAGACUAUAGUCUCGGGAUAUAUCAUAUCACAUGGAGGAUGAUCUUACGAACAGUAGUUGGUAGCACAUUACGGAAGCCAUCUACGCUACCGUGUGGCCCAGGACUUCUCCAGAAGUCCUAGGCUAGAGAUUUCGUCAAUUAGAUCUCACGAUCAGGAAUUUAGUGAGAGGUUUCACUGCGCGCAAAUGGACCGGAGUAUGGUAGUUGAAAAAUAUCUCAGGCUUUGAUGGGAUUUCUUUGCUUGCUCUAGUCCUUCGUCAUACAACAGAUACCUUAGUACGGUUUAGAUUCUCUUAUUGGAGACUACUCGAAACCUCCUCAUCAAAGAUGGUGGUCAGGGCCAUACUUUGAUUUGGGAACUCGGGCUCAUUACUUUUGAGUCCAUACGUGCGGGGCUUGUGGUUUACGAAGCUGGAAGAAGUACGUAUAAUGGGACGCGAUGGGAAUUGAUAAGAUAGCUCACGAACAUUCCCCAAAGAUAAAUACUACAGAAACAUAGUAAUAGAUAUAAUAUAAUAUUCCAAAACGAGCAUUAU